Triticum urartu is the source of this 1099-nucleotide messenger RNA. RefSeq names its product Peptidyl-tRNA hydrolase II (PTH2) family protein. The record is from RefSeq and is a predicted model, not a curated record. Gene Ontology annotation, molecular function: peptidyl-tRNA hydrolase activity. Gene Ontology annotation, cellular component: mitochondrion; cytosol. Lineage: Eukaryota; Viridiplantae; Streptophyta; Magnoliopsida; Poales; Poaceae.
UCAACCCCCCCUAAAAAAACAGUUCAGUUCAACACAGCACUGCCUCUCCGCUCUGCCUCCUCCAAGUCCAAUCCAUGGCUGCUCCGCCGCGGCGAAACCCCAACCACGGCGGCAAGAGGAAGGACGAGGAGCCGUGGCUCGCGGCGGGCAUCCGCCCGGCCAACUUCCUCCCGGGCCUGGCCAUCGGGUUCCUCCUCGGCCUCCUCCUCGACCUCUCCUCCUCCUGGAGGCCGAGGUUUAGCCUCCCGUCUGCCCCGGCGCCACGGGGCUCCAAGCGGGCGGCCGCCGGUUCCUCCGCCGCCCCAGCCCCAGGCGAAGAGCUCAAGAUGGUUUUAGUAGUGCGUCAGGAUCUUAAGAUGGGGGCUGGGAAAAUAGCGUCUCAAUGUGCCCAUGCAGCAACUGGCUUGUACGCCGAUCUGUUGGCAAGCAACCGGGUUAUUUUGAGACAAUGGGAGCAGUUUGGACAAGCUAAGAUUGUUCUGACAUGCAAGAAUCAACAGGAAAUGAACAGGAUAAAGGAAACUGCAGAAUACCGAGGUAUCCCAACUUUUGUUGUUGCAGAUGCAGGCCGCACACAGGUAGUGGCUGGGUCUAAGACAGUUCUUGCAGUAGGGCCAGGGAGGAAAGCAGACAUAGAUUCAGUUACCGGGAAAUUGCGCCUACUGUAAGCCGCAUCUCGGGCAUGAACAUCCACUGUAGUCCCAUCCUGGAAGACUAUGUUUGUUGGCUCGCAGUUGAAGGCCAGAAUCCAUUUGCUGUACCCACACCUCAUGCAUCGCUUGAUUCUUCUGACCCAGCUCUGCAGACUCUAGUGCUUGGUUUGAAAUGCCACCGCCCGCGAAUACUUUUUCGGUUACCCCUUGAUGAUGAUGAUGAUGAUGAUGAUAGUGCAACACAGCUUUGCUUUUGUUUUUUUGGUUCCCUUUCCGCGACACGGGACAAGCAUUUGUAAUCCCAAACUGUAGGUUAUCUUCUCCCCCCAAGUAAAAGUAAUGGAUCGCUUGCACCGUGUGCGUGUGUGUGUGUGCGCCCAAGAGGAAACCUCAAACAUGUGUUUAUCCUCUUCCAUGGUAAUAUGGUAGCCCUGUCUUCUCAAGCA